This is a messenger RNA of Neogale vison (American mink), 945 nucleotides long. RefSeq names its product olfactory receptor 1009. The record is from RefSeq and is a predicted model, not a curated record. Gene Ontology annotation, cellular component: membrane. Gene Ontology annotation, molecular function: odorant binding; olfactory receptor activity; G protein-coupled receptor activity. Gene Ontology annotation, biological process: G protein-coupled receptor signaling pathway; sensory perception of smell. The transcript has a single exon. NCBI's taxonomy places the organism in Eukaryota, Metazoa, Chordata, Mammalia, Carnivora, Mustelidae. Bases 1 to 945 code for a protein of 314 amino acids.
AUGGCUGAUGGAAACCAUACAAGAAUCACAGAGUUUAUUUUCAUAGGCUUAAAGUAUCAUCCUCAGAUGCAAGUCUUCCUUUUCUUGCUCUUUCUAUUUUUUUACCUCGUUACCAUGACAGGAAACUUGGGUAUGAUUGUUCUCAUUCAGAUGGAUUCCCACCUUCACACGCCCAUGUACUUUUUUCUCAGUCACCUGUCCUUUGUGGACGUCUGCUUUUCAUCUGUAGUGGGUCCCAAGAUGCUCACGGACUUCUUCGCUGAUAGGAAGGCCAUCUCCUUCCUGGGCUGUGCUUUGCAGCAAUGGUUCUUUGGGUUCUUCGUGGCCAUUGAGUGCCUUCUGCUGGCAUCCAUGGCCUAUGACCGCUAUGUGGCCAUCUGUAACCCAUUACUGUAUUCUGUAACCAUGUCACAGAGACUUUGCAUACAGCUGGUGGUUGGACCCUAUACUGUUGGCUUCCUGAGCACCAUGACUCAUACAACAGCUGCUUUUCGGCUUCCCUUUUGUCGCUCCAACAUUAUUAAUCAUUUCUUCUGUGACAUGUCUCCCCUUCUUUCUCUGGUAUGUGCCGACACCCGGAUCAAUAAAUUGUUGGUUUUCAUUGUGGCUGGAGCCGUCCUGGUUGUCAGUAGCCUGACAAUUAUAAUCUCCUAUUUCUACAUCCUUACUGCCAUUCUGAGGAUCCGCUCUGCUGAUGGGAGGCGCAAAGCCUUUUCCACCUGCUCCUCCCAUCUCACGGCGGUGUCCAUCUUAUACGGGACUCUCUUCUUUAUCUAUGUGCGGCCAGGUGCAAUUUUUUCCCUAGAUGUCAACAAAGUGGUGUCGGUUUUCUACACCGCGGUGAUCCCCAUGUUGAACCCUCUCAUCUACAGCUUGAGAAAUAAAGAAGUGAAAGCUGCCAUGCGCAGAACGAUCGUCAGGAGCAAGUUUUGCAUCAGAAGUUAA